Molecule: messenger RNA, 3434 nt
Organism: Vigna unguiculata (cowpea)
Lineage: Eukaryota; Viridiplantae; Streptophyta; Magnoliopsida; Fabales; Fabaceae
Product: kinase superfamily protein
Biological process (GO): protein phosphorylation; protein dephosphorylation
Molecular function (GO): ATP binding; protein kinase activity; protein serine/threonine phosphatase activity
Source: RefSeq, a predicted model, not a curated record
CUCAUUGCGUAAGUGGGUGAGUGGGUAACUUUCCUCUGCCACCUCAAUCAUCUUCCUCUGCCACUUCAAUCAUAGUCGGAUAUGAUUUCGAAGAUUCCGUCGGAGUACCUGACCCUCGCGUUAGGGUUUCUGUUUUUCGUCACACUCCCUUUCGUUCACGCCGAGUCGUCAACGUGCUUGACGGUAUAUAAGAAUGGCGGUGCUCCGGCGGUGUUUCAGUCCCCAAAAUGUCCUCUCUGGAAACUCUCCGACUAUGAUUCAAUUCCCAAAAGCACGGCGCGUUGCCAGAUUGCGAUGCUCCAAGGCCGCAGAGAAUCUCAAGAGGAUCGCGCUCUCUGCGUCCUCGAUGUUCGCAUUCCCUUUCCUGGUGUGAACGGGAUCAAGGAAGUUGCGGUUGACAUCGUGGCCGUCUUCGACGGUCACAACGGUGCAGAAGCGAGUGAGAUGGCAUCCAAACUUUUAUUGGAGUAUUUUGUUCUGCAUACUUAUUUUCUCCUUGAUUCUGCCUUUUCCCUCCUUUCGAAGACGUCAACAGAACCAUCACUUCGUGAUAAUGCAAACUUACUGCAUAGAUGGGAGGAGAUUCCAGGUUCAAAAUGGCAUGGACUGCAUUUUGAAAGGUUUCAGAAUACAUUUACUUCAAAUUUUGAUGAUUCUGUACACUUGGAAAUUUUGAAAGAAGGGUUAUUGAGAGCCGUUCAUGACAUUGAUGCUAAAUUUUCUGAGGAAGCCUCUAAAAAUAAUUUUCACUCUGGAUCAACAGCUACCAUUGCUUUGGUAGCAGAUGAUAAAAUUUUGGUUGCCAAUAUUGGAGACUCUAAGGCCAUAUUGUGCUCUAAAAAUUUUCAGUCUCCCAAAGAGGCCAAAGACUUUUUAUUAAAGCUAUAUAGACAGAAAGAACAUGGUGGUUCUGUUUCCGUGUGGGAUCGGGAAAAGUACAAACUGGCUUCAUCCCAUGGUCUCACUCAUUUUGCAGUAAAGGAAUUGACUAGUGAUCAUCAUCCAGACAGAGAUGAUGAAAGAAAUCGGGUGGAAACAGCUGGAGGUCAAAUUCAAAAUUGGAGUGGUGUGCCUCGCGUAAAUGGUGAACUUGCUAUUACACGGUCUAUUGGUGACCUAUCCUUUAAAAGGUAUGGUGUUAUAUCUGCACCAGAAGUGACUGAUUGGCAGCCUCUGACUGCUAAUGAUAGCUAUUUGGUGGUAGCAUCAGAUGGUGUAUUUGAGAAGACGAGCUUGCAGGAUGUCUGUGAUUUGUUGUGGGAAGUGCAUAGUUACAGUAACAUGAGAUCAGAGUGCGCCCAUUCUUCCUAUUCGUUGGCAGAUUUAAUUGUUAAUAAUGCCUUAAAAAAGGGCAGUAUGGACAAUGUGGCAGCCAUUGUCAUUCCUCUGGAGUCUGUCAAUUCCUCAGCAAACUCGCUUAGGGGAAGCUAUAUUGGUCUGCAAGAAUCUUCCUUCAAAAGCUCAGUUAAUGGCAUCUCGUCUGAUCUUAUGCACUUGGAGCACCCUCAUCUAGUAGAUACCAAGUUCAAGCGAAUAUUGGUUGAAGUGAAAGAUGGUGAUUUUGGCUGCUUUUAUUUAUCUGAAAAUCUUGAUGAACCAGAGGACUCCAAGCAGAUUGCCAAAAAAACUGACUGGGAUGACUAUUUGUAUGAACUACCUCCGCCUCCACCAGAUUCCCUUUCUCAUCAUGCCCCAUCAGGUGGUCUUGUAGAUUUAUACAAUAACCAGAACUUUUGCUUUGACUAUGGUCCAACUGUUAAUGAAACUGAAGGCCGAUGCAUAAAUCCUGAAGGUUUUGCUAGUUUCAUUGGUCUUCUUGAAUCAAUUCCUUUAAAUGAUACUGAUGCCAGCAAUGGAUCUUCUGAUUAUUCAAUGCCUGAUUUGAGGUAUGUGUUGAAGAAGAGUUUUGGACGUGGAUCAUUUGGUGAAGUGUGGUUGGCUUUUCAUUGGAACUGUAAUCAAGAUAGUAAUGCUGCAAAAGGGAGCAGGGAUGAUACAAAUACAAACAACAGAACAACUGCUUCUGAUUGUCAGAACGGUCCUUCUAAUUACACCCUGUACAUUUUGAAACGUAUAAUGGUGGAGAAGGGGUCAUCUGUUUACUUGAGUGGUCUAAGGGAGAAGUACUUUGGAGAAGUUUUUUUAAAUGCCUCUACAUGUUUUGAAGAUCCACUCUCGGCUGGAAAAUCAACCUGUGUCUUGGAAUCAUCAUCACAAUUUGGUCCUGAGAAUUCAUUCCCAAACAAAUUUCGUGUACAAAGAACCCUUUAUGAAGAAGGCUUGAACCAUAUUGCAAGAUAUGUGGAAUCUUUUGAGUCUCAGGCGAACGAAAUUUGGCUUGUAUUUAGUUUUGAAGGUGUGUCACUCUCAAAACUUCUAUAUUCAGUGGAAGAUGCAUAUGGUUCUGAUGAGCAAGAAAGACUUGAGCAAGCUAAACAAGUUCAGAUACUACGACCCUCAAAGUGGUGGCAUUGGUUGAAAACAACAGAAGAAGGACAGGAAGAAAUGCGCAACCUUAUCAGGCAGCUGUUAUUAGCUCUCAAAUCCUGUCAUGAUCGCAACAUCACACACAGAGAUAUUAAACCUGAGAAUAUGGUGAUAUGCUUUGAAGAUCAGGAAACAGGGAGAUGCUUGAAAGAGAUUCCCACUAAAGUUAAUAAUUCUUCCACCAAAAUGCGUAUUAUUGACUUUGGAAGUGGAAUUGAUGAAUACACAUUAAAUAAUUUGUAUGGUUCUACUGGGCCUUCGAGAGCUGAGCAAACCUAUGAGUAUACUCCUCCUGAAGCUUUACUAAAUGCUACAUGGUAUCAAGGGCCAACAAGCUCGACUUUGAAAUAUGACAUGUGGAGCGUUGGUGUUGUGAUGUUAGAGUUGGUCUUAGGCACACCAGAUGUUUUUCAGAUAAAUGCUUUAACACGGACUCUAUUAGAUCAACAUCUAAAAGGCUGGAAUGAGGGUGUGAAGGAGUUGGCAUACAAACUUAGAUCAUUCAUGGAAUUGUGCAUUUUAAUCCCUGGGGUCUCCGGGUCGAGCAGUUUCUCAAAAAAGUAUCACACAGUGAACAAAGUUGGAGUUUCACUUGCAUCUUGGAAAUGCUCUGAAGAAUUCAUUACUCGUCAAAUUAAGAAUCGAGAUCCGCUAAAGAUAGGUUUUUCAGACAUCUGGGCUUUCCGGUUAGUGCGCCGUUUGUUACAUUGGGAUCCGGAGGAUCGGCCAAGUAUUGAUGAGGCUCUUCAACAUCCUUAUUUCCAACAUCCCCGUAGAGAGUGAUUAUAUAGAAAACGAUUUAUUCAUUUACAGGACAUCGAGAAAAGCUGAAAAUCUAGCGGCUAAUUUGCAUGAUGGAAACUCAUGAAACAUACGUCAUAAACAAAGAUCAAUAUUGCCUCUGCUUAGGACACCCUUUACGCCGCAUUCGGCCAAUCAUGAUGAGG